AAUUCCUAUUAUAAUAUUGUGAUUAUGAUUAUUACAUCAUAAUUUCAGUCUCAACCUCCCAUCAAUCUAUAUUACCGAUUUCUACAAACACUCUCUUCUUUACAUUCAGUUCUAUUCUGCAAGGAUCCAUUUUUUUAGAUUCAGAAAGAAGAAGAAGAAAAAAACUCAAAAAAAGAAAAUGCUAGCAGUUUUUGAGAAAUCUGUGGCGAAGAGUCCAGAGGGUUUACAGAGUCCUGAAUCAACAAACUCUGUUUCAGCACUCAAAGAUGGUUUUUUGGGUCAACAUUUUGCCUCUCUUUACCCUUCUUCUGUAACCCUUAACCUUGCUUCUUCUGCUCUUUUAGCCUAUUCUCUUCACAAAAAUAAUCCACUACUCCCAAGGCUAUUUGCAGUUGUGGAUGACAUCUUCUGCUUGUUUCAAGGCCACAUUGAUAAUGUUGCUAAUCUUAAGCAACAAUAUGGAUUGAACAAAACAGCAAAUGAGGUGACAAUUGUCAUAGAGGCUUACAGGACACUAAGAGAUCGUGGUCCUUAUCCCGCUGAUCAAGUUGUGAGAGAUUUCCAAGGCAAAUUUGCGUUUAUCCUGUUUGACAACAGCUCUAAAGCUGCAUUUGUUGCUGCCGAUGCUGACGGGAGUGUUCCUUUCUUCUGGGGAACUGAUGCUGAUGGAAAUCUAGUUCUCUCAGACGAGACCGAGACUGUUAGUAAGAGCUGUGGCAAAUCUUAUGCACCAUUUCCUAAAGGUUGCUUCUUUACAACAUCAGGAGGUUUGAGGAGUUUUGAGCAUCCGCUAAACGAAUUGAAGCCUAUUCCGAGGGUCGAUAGCUCAGGUGAGGUGUGCGGUGCGACUUUCAAGGUGGACGCCAAUUCCAAGAAGGAAACAACUGGCAUGCCAAGAGUUGGAAGUGCUGCAAACUGGUCUUCUACUUAUUGAUUUCAACUCUAUUUAUUUUGAACUUCUAAGGCAUCAUCUGUUCCUGUUAUAUCUGGUGAGGCUGAUAUACUUUCUUGGAACAUAUGAUGUAAUAAUAUCGAAUUUCGCAGUUUUUUUAUUUUAUUUUAUUUUGUGAAAUGUUGACUAUUUGAUGUAUUUAUUUGAUCUCAUUUAAGUUUUGAGUUUGUUUAACUCCUUCUUAAAGUGUUAAUGUGAUGGAUAAUUAAACUGUAUCAAA
This is a messenger RNA of Cicer arietinum (chickpea), 1172 nucleotides long. Its product is annotated as stem-specific protein TSJT1-like. The record is from RefSeq and is a predicted model, not a curated record. NCBI's taxonomy places the organism in Eukaryota, Viridiplantae, Streptophyta, Magnoliopsida, Fabales, Fabaceae.